This is a messenger RNA of Ambispora leptoticha, 190 nucleotides long. The record is from the annotation of a GenBank genome assembly. NCBI's taxonomy places the organism in Eukaryota, Fungi, Glomeromycota, Glomeromycetes, Archaeosporales, Ambisporaceae.
CCUCCAUAAGAUUCGAAAAAUUGUUGUUGGAAAGAAUCCUCCCAUGCCUGUUUUAUAUUAUUUAGAUGAAUCAGGACCUCAACGUCCCUUUGUGAGAGAACAAUUGAUGCAUAUUAAGGAGGAGCCUAUGCUACCACCUAGAUGGUUCCUAUUGGAAGGAAGCCGAAUGCAUGCAAGGCGCAUUUUAUAA